AAGCUAGACCUAGAUGAACCUAGAAUUACUAGGACGAACAUUCAGUUGGCGGAUAGGUCUAUUGUACGACCUAAGGGUGUCAUGGAGGACUUGCUCAUUAAGGUGGGCCCUCUCAUUUAUCAAGUCGAUUUCGUCAUUUUAGACAUUGAUGAAAACGUGGAUGUCCCUCUCAUCUUGGGUAGACCUUUCUUAGCUACCGUCAAGGCCUUGAUUGAUGUGCAUGGGGGAAGUUGGUGCUUAGGGCAGGGGAGGAAGAAGUUACAUUCUCUGUUGAUGAUAGCAUGAAGUUCUCUCAGCAUCAUUAUGAUUUUGAUUAUUGCGACGCGGGUGCCCAUACUUCUGACCCUUUUGAAGAGUGUUGUUUGGUAGAGACGAACAACUCGAACUCUCCGGAAGAGGAAAGCUAAGCGAACUUCCGCAAGAACAAGAAGUGGAGGCCUUGCCCUCGAUGCCAAAAAUCCCUACCUCGUUGGAGGAACCUCCCUAGUUGGAGCUAAAGCCUCUGCCUCCACAUCUCGAGUACGCUUUUCUGAGGGAUGAUGGGAAACUCCCAGUCAUCAUCAACUCAAAUCUUACACCAGAGCAGAAGGUUGGAUUGAUUGCGGUCCUAAAGCGUCACGAGAGGGAGAUAGCAUGGAAGCUCACAGAUAUCCGAGGGAUCAGACCGACCUUUUGCUCGCACAAAAUCCACUUGGAGGAGGGUGCCAAACCAGUUCGACAACCGCAAAGGCAUGUGAACCCUAACCCGGAGGAAGCAGUGAAGGUGGAAGUGAUUAAGCUAUAGAUGCUGGGAUUAUCUACCCCAUUUUGGAUAGUCGGUGGGUGAGCCCGACUCAGUUGGUUCCUAAGAAAGGAGGAACCAACAAGAACAGUGACUGGAUGGAGGGUAUGUAUUGACUAUCAAAGGUUGAACUACGCCACUCGGAAAGAUCACUUCCCUUUGCCCUUCAUCGAUCAAAUCCUGGAAAGGCUUGUUGGACAUGAUUACUACUGCUUCUUAGACGGGAUGUCAGGAUACUUCCAGAUCCCAAUUACUCAGGAAGAUCAAGCUAAGACAACAUUCACACGCCCCUUUGGAACAUUCACUUAUAGGCGCAUCCCGUUUGGAUUGUGCAAUGCCCCAGCAACAUUCCAGAGAUGCAUGGUAGCCAUUUUUUAUAAGCUAGUGGGGGAGAUAAUAGAGGUGUUCAUGGACGACUUCUUGGUUUUUGGAGAUUCAUUUCGUUACUGCCUUGCCAACCUGGAGAAGGUCCUUGAGCGAUGCAAGAAACCAAUCAAGCUUUGAGUUGGGAGAAGUCGCAUUUUAUGGUGCGAGAGGGCAUUGUGUUGGGUCACAAAAUCUCUAAGAGAGGAAUUGAAGUGGAUCGAGCCAAGGUUGAAACAAUAAGCAAGAUCCCUCUACCAACCACAGUCAAGGACAUCAGAAGCUUCCUUAGACAUGAUGGGUUUUACCGUCGGUUCAUUGAGAACUUCUCGAAGAUUGCAUUACCCCUGGCCAAGCUUUUGAAGAAGGAUGCCCCCUUUCUUUUCACAAAGGAAUGUUUGGAGGCUUUUAAAAUCCUCAAGGCGAAGCUUACAGAUGCCCCCAUAAUGGUCUCGCCGGAUCAGAGCCUUCCUUUUGAGCUCAUGUGUGACGCUAGUGACUAUGAAGUGGGAGCGGUGUUGGGCCAAAGGCGGAGGAGAACUACAUUCAGUGCCUUUGGCCCAACACCGCUUCCUUUUCAACCUAUUUUCUAUGCUUCAAGGACACUGAAUGAUGCUCAGGAGAACUACACAACUAUCAAAAAAGAGUUGUUGGCAGUGAUCUUCGCUUUUGAUAAAUUCAGAUCUUACCUGGUGCUCUCAAAGGUUAUUGUCUACACCGACCACUCCGCCAUCCGCUUAUUGAUGAACAAGGCGGACGCCAACCCCUGACUAAUCCUAUGGAUCCUGCUUCUUCAAGAGUUUGAUGUGGAGAUAAAGGACAAAAAAGGAGCUAAAAAACUUGCAGCUGACCACCUCUCGCGACUUGAAGGACCGGAAGGGGGCAACUCCCAUAGAGAGAUAAAUGACACAUUCCCCGAUAAACGAUUAUUCGCCCUCGCCGCUGUAGAGAGUGCCACACCGUGGUUUGCCAACUUCGCGAAUUAUCUGGUUGGAGGGCAACUGCCCAAGGGGAUGUAUACACAUGAGAGAAGGAAGUUCUUCUCCGACCUCUGAUGCUACUUCUGGGAUGAUCCCCAACUCUUUCGGAUUGGGGCCGACGAGGUUAUUCGGAGGUGUAUACCGGAGAAGGAAAUGAUGGUUAUCCUAAACCACUGCCACACGGGACCAGCUGGAGGCCAUCAUGGAGGCAACCAAACUGCAAGGAAGGUGCUCUAGUCGGGAUUCUACAGGUAAUGUUUCUAACUGAAAUGAGAUGCCCCAGAUGAUUUCCAUUACUUGUGAGAUUUUUUUAUGUUUGGGGCAUCGACUUCAUGGGUCCUUUCCCAUCGACUUCAUGAGAUGCCCCAAAUGGGUUGAGGUUCAAGCUGUCCCCACCAAUGAUGCAAGACGAGUCUGUGGAUUCCUUAAAAAGUUGUUUUCAAGGUUCGGGACCCCAAGGGCCGUCAUUAGCGACUGAGGAACCCAUUUUCAGGGGCAAUUCGACAGACUCCUCGAUCGCUAUGGUGUUACCAAAUGGUGUCAAUGGCCUAUUAAAUAGGGAACUGAAAAGGAUAAUGGAAAAGACCGUGGAUCAAUCCUGCAAAGAUUGGUCGGCAAAACUCGAUGAUGCUCUAUGGGCGUACCACACGGCCUAGAAAACACAAAUAGGCAUCUUGCCUUACCAAUUGGUGUAUGGCAAGGCUUGACACUUGCCUGUAGAGCUAGAGUACAAGGCGUUCUAGGCCACAAAGAUAUUAAAUAUGGACUCUAUUUUUUGUGUGGAAAUGAACGAAAGUUGCAGGUGCUUGAACUCGAAGAGUGGCGUCUCCAAGCCUAUGAGAACACCAAAAUUUACAAGGAAAAGACGAAGCACUUACAUGAUGCUCGGCUGAAAGGAGGGAAGGAUUUCCAACCGGGAGACCAAGUACUCUUAUACAACUCCUGGUUAAGAUUUUCCCCCAGGAAGUUAAGAUCGAAAUGGUCGGGCCCGUAUGUGGUAACGCAAGUGUUCACAUACGGGGUGGUCAAAAUCUCCCAUCCAGAGAAAGGAAUUUUCAAAGUGAAUGGACACCACCUCAAACGUUACCUUGGAGGAGAGGUAAUUCCUCAAAAGGAGGUGGUGUUCCUACAAGAUGCCUAAUCCGGAGUCUCCUUCUAGCUACCGACGUUAAAGUAGCAUUUGUUGGAGGCAACCCAACGAAGGUUAGCAAGUUUGAACUACUACUACUAUCGGAUUGUGUUGUGUAAUAACCUCGCCUUGAGUGAGUCGUAUUGUGUUUGUGUGUGUUUUGUCUUUUACUUGAAGCUCCAAAUCUCCUACCCUGGAAACAAUUCCAGCUUUCACUCACCAAGCAAAGCGGUAACGUCGUUCUACCCCUAUCUUACGUCUUACUCCAUUGAGGGCAAUGUCGAGCUUAAGUGUGUGUGUGUGGGGGGGGGGGGGGUAGUCUAUUAUUAUGCUUGUGUGAGUGUGAUUGAUGCUUGGAGCCUUGAUUUAUGCACAAAUUUGAGGGCUCCAAGCAAUAUUUGCAUGAUCAAAGUGGCCGGUUUGUAGGAGAAUAUUGUGGUUAUUGGCAUUAACCUUGAAUGGUAGCAUGUGAUCUAGUAUGUCCUAUGAUGAUGACUGAGAGGUGCAUUUGGAUAGUGCAAAGGUUUAGUUCUCAUGUGUGCAAAAAUGAAUGGAUGUUUUGACU
Messenger RNA from Linum trigynum, 3818 nucleotides. NCBI's taxonomy places the organism in Eukaryota, Viridiplantae, Streptophyta, Magnoliopsida, Malpighiales, Linaceae. The record is from the annotation of a GenBank genome assembly.